Messenger RNA from Amaranthus tricolor (Joseph's coat), 1362 nucleotides. RefSeq lists its product as uncharacterized. The coding region runs from base 158 to 1309 and encodes 383 amino acids. Lineage: Eukaryota; Viridiplantae; Streptophyta; Magnoliopsida; Caryophyllales; Amaranthaceae. The transcript has 5 exons. Gene Ontology annotation, biological process: box C/D snoRNP assembly; snoRNA localization; maturation of LSU-rRNA from tricistronic rRNA transcript (SSU-rRNA, 5.8S rRNA, LSU-rRNA). The record is from RefSeq and is a predicted model, not a curated record. Gene Ontology annotation, cellular component: nucleus; pre-snoRNP complex.
CAGCAGUUCAGCACCAAAACUUGCCCCCAACGCCGAAUAUAUACCCCCAGCAGGGAAAUCAUUAUCAUAUCAUAAACCCUAAAAAGAUCCAUUAAACCCCCCUUCUGUGAACCUAUCUAGUUUCUUCAACUGCAAGUUUUCUCUCCUCUCUUUUUGAAUGGUAUCCAUGGAUGAUGAACAGCAACUUACUGACAUUACCCAAGAUAAUGUUAAAAUUUCGUUCUGUGAAGAAUGCAAUUCAAAGGAAUCCAAGUACAAAUGCCCAGCUUGUUCUCGCCGCACUUGCAGUCUUCCGUGUGUCAAUGCCCACAAGAAAACAACUGGCUGUACUGGCAAAAGAAAUUUUACUCAGAUCAUCCCAAAGUCUCAAUUCAAUGAUUCUACUCUUCUUUCUGAUUAUCAUUUGUUGGAGGAUGUCAAAAGGUUAGCAGAAUCUGCCCAGAGAACGCGAGUUAAACUAUGUGGGUCUCAUCCCCAUUUUAGGCUUCCUUUCCAUCUUAAGGCCCUCCAAAGUUGUGCAGCGAGUAAAGGGACAAAGCUUUUGUUUCUUCCAUAUGGGAUGACCAAGAGGGAGAAAAAUCAAACUAGGUAUAAUCAAAGGAAGAAAUUUAUUUCUUGGACAAUUGAAUGGCGAUUUCAUUUAACGGAUGUUGUUUUGCUUGAACAUGGGGUUCAUGAAAACAGUACAUUGCGCUCUGUUAUUGACAAGCAUCUACAACCUUCCCCAUGGAGAAAUAAAUUGAGAAGAUUCUGUGAAGAUCCUCUGGAUAAUGUCAAAUAUUUUAUCCGUGAAAAUGACAAGGGCACCAAAGCACCAUACCGUGAGCUAGAUCUGGAUGCUCCAUUGCAUCACUUGCUCGGUGGUUUAGUGAUAUUAGAAUAUCCAGUUAUACAUGUUUUCCUCGAGUCUGACAAGUAUGAUUUUGAAGUUGUAAAAGACGUUAGGCCACUUCCACGUAUGCAGGACUGCAAGAAAGCUGACGGGGAUGAUAUCGUAAGUCCAGUGGGCGUGAGGCUCAAAGAGGAAGAGAUUAUAGAAGAUGAAGGGGGUUCCGAACCUCGUAUAAUAGAUCUUCUGAAGUCCCCGCGGGUGGAUGCAUACAUGCCGAAUUCAGUUAGUGGUGAAAGCGCUGAAGAUUUUCCCUUUAGGUUUGAAGAUAGAGUCGAGAUGUUGGAUGCCAACAUUGAUGUCAAAUUUGACCAAGAAUUGAUUGAUUCAUAUUCUUCGCUUAUGAAGAUUAAUACAGAUGUAUACUUUGCAGAUUUGGAUGAAUUGGAGGAAGGAGAGAUUCCCCCCAACUCUGAUUAGUCUGUAUAACUGUAUUCUAUAGUAAUUUAAUUCAUAUGUAUCAUUUCCUUCCA